Molecule: messenger RNA, 643 nt
Organism: Blastocystis hominis
Lineage: Eukaryota; Bigyra; Opalinata; Blastocystidae
Exons: 5
Coding region: 1-639 (212 amino acids)
Source: RefSeq, a predicted model, not a curated record
AUGAUUCUCACUUUCCAGACAAGCUUCCCUUCUGUCGAUGAGGAAGACAGAUAUACGGAUAUUGAUGUUCCUAAGACCCGUACCGUUGAUGAUCUGUUUAAAGUGGUAUGUGCCGAAACUGGAGUGUCCUUGACUUCUCCCAUGGAACUUAAGAUUAAUGAUGUUUUGUAUAAUCGUAACGAUAAGCGAACCAUUGAAGAGGCUGGUAUUAACGAGUACGAUAUGGUUGAGGUUAAAAUCUUAAAGAACGGCGGCAAGCAGAUUCCUGGAAACGUCACUGUAAUGGAUCUUUACAAGGCCCUUGGAACCCGUCUUGCGAAUACGAAUCUGGGCACUCUGGAGCCUUCUUCCAAGCCCGUCGAGGAACCCAAGGCUCCCGAACCAGUUUCUGCUCCUGCUCCUGCUCCUGCUCCUGCUCCUGCUCCUGUUUCGACUCCCGCUGUUGCUCCUGCCCCUGUAUCUGCUCCCGUUGCUCCCGUUGCUCCCGUUGCUCCCGUUGCUCCCACGGCCCCCGCGGCUCCCAUUGCUCCGAUCUCCGUCCCCAAGCCGAAUGCAUUCUCCAUUAAGGCUCCGGCUGCCAAGGUCAACGCCUUCGCUGUGAAGGCGGGAGCUAAUAAGUUUACGAUUAAGAAACCUUAAGUGA